Messenger RNA from Perca flavescens (yellow perch), 2726 nucleotides. RefSeq names its product solute carrier family 13 member 2 (gene slc13a2). The record is from RefSeq and is a predicted model, not a curated record. Bases 405 to 2210 code for a protein of 601 amino acids. The transcript has 13 exons. Gene Ontology annotation, molecular function: succinate transmembrane transporter activity; alpha-ketoglutarate transmembrane transporter activity; fumarate transmembrane transporter activity. Gene Ontology annotation, biological process: cellular response to lithium ion; fumarate transport; alpha-ketoglutarate transport. NCBI's taxonomy places the organism in Eukaryota, Metazoa, Chordata, Actinopteri, Perciformes, Percidae. Gene Ontology annotation, cellular component: plasma membrane.
ACACUUCACAGAGCUUCUCUCCUAUCUUUGGUUAUCUUUCUUCUCAUCUGUCAGUCCCUCCACCUCUCUCUACUUUUACUACUAUCUUCCUCUUUCCCAAUAGCUUCAUCUGCCUCUCUGCUGAUUGAGAGACAGAUGAACAUUAACUCAGUGUUGAGUUAAUGUUUGAUAUGCUGCUAGAGAUAAAAAAAAAGGUCUUUUGGUGGUUAUAUUAAUCUCAUUAACUCAGUGGGUCUACUGUAUGUGAGGCACAUCUGUGUUUCCUCAGCUUCACUUAUGCUUUGUUGUUAGACCACCUGGACUUAGUGCGUAGCUUUAUUCAGUCUUUGCUAUUCCGAGCUGUCUGCUCUGUGUUAUCUUCUGGAUAGUUGUUCCCCUUUGGGUUGCUUCUUGUUAGUUUUGCCAUGAAAAUCAUAGGUAGGCUGUUGAAGUGGCUUUGGUACCACAGAAACUACUUCAUCAUCAUCAUCACUCCGCUUGUGCUUCUUCCUCUGCCACUCAUCAUCCCUACACCGGAAGCCAGAUGUGGUUAUGCUAUCAUCCUCAUGGCUCUGUACUGGUGUACAGAGUGUAUGCCUCUGGCUGUGACUGCCCUACUGCCAAUCAUCCUCUUCCCUAUGAUGGGCAUCAUGAAGGCUGGAGCGGUCAGUGUUGAGUAUCUGAAAGACUCUAACAUGCUGUUCAUUGGAGGCCUGUUGGUGGCCAUCGCAGUGGAGAGGUGGAACCUUCAUAAACGCAUCGCUCUUCGAGUUCUGCUGCUGGUUGGUGUUCGCCCGGCCCUGUUAAUGAUGGGCUUCAUGUUCGUCUCAGCCUUCCUGUCCAUGUGGAUCAGCAACACGGCAACAACAGCCAUGAUGCUGCCCAUCUCCCAAGCUGUGCUGGAGCAGCUGAAGUCCACAGAGGCCCGGGCAGAUGAACGAGAUUUCCAGGCUGCAGCCGAGGACAACCAGGCAUUUGAGCUUGAGAUCAGUCAAACUAAACAGGAAAAUAAGGACGAGAAACAGAUGGACACCAAGGCUCAGCUGGAGGACACAGUGUAUGAAAAUGAGUGGAGUCCAGAGUCACUGCAGGAGUCCAAGAAAAAAGCGUUGGAGGAGAAGUACGAUCUCCUGACCAAAGGGAUGAGUCUGAGUGUGUGUUACUCUGCCAGCAUCGGAGGCACGGCCACGCUCACCGGCACAACCCCGAACAUCAUCCUUAAGGGUCAAAUGGACGAGCUCUUCCCUGGGAAUGGUGAUGUGAUCAACUUUGCCAGCUGGUUUGGCUUUGCUUUCCCCAACAUGGUGCUCAUGCUGGUGUUGACCUUCAUCUGGCUUCAGUUUAUGUUCCUGGGCUUCAACCUGAAGCUGUCAUUUGGCUGCGGCAGGAGAAAUGACAGAGAUAAGGAGGCGUACAUGGUGAUGAGGCAGGAGUACAAUAAGCUGGGACGCAUGAAGUUUGCUGAGUGGGCAGUGCUCACCAUCUUUGUCUUGCUGGUAGCCCUGUGGUUCACCAGGGAGCCGGGCUUCAUAGACGGCUGGGCAACAGUGCUGUUCAAUCAGAAGGGAGAUAGUUUUGUGUCCGAUGGAACCGUCGCUAUCUUAAUGUCGAUGCUCUUCUUUAUCGUCCCCUCUCGGAUGCCCACGUGUAGAGGCUAUGGUCAAGACGACGCAGGUGAACUGUUAACUCCACUCACUCUGCUAAACUGGGAUGUGGUCCACGAGCGGAUGCCCUGGAACAUCAUCCUGCUGCUGGGAGGAGGCUUCGCUCUGGCUGCUGGCAGUGAGGAGUCAGGUCUGUCCAAGUGGCUCGGCGAAAGCUUGGCACCUCUGGAGAAAAUUCCCCCUUUCGCCAUUGCCAUACUGCUCAGCCUGCUGGUGGCGACGUUCACCGAGUGCUCCAGCAACACAGCCACCACCACCCUGUUCCUGCCAAUCCUGGCCUCAAUGUCCAGAGCCAUUAAGAUACAUCCACUGUACGUGAUGAUUCCCUGCACCAUCGCUGCCUCUCUGGCCUUCAUGCUGCCUGUGGCCACACCACCCAACGCCAUCGCCUUCUCUUUUGGAAAACUCAAAGUCAUCGACAUGGUGAAAGCCGGCUUCAUACUGAACAUCAUUGGGAUUUUGACUGUUAAUUUAGGCAUCAACACCUGGGGAUACGCCAUGUUUGACAUGGGCAACUUACCUCAUUGGUUCAACAAUACACAGAACGCUACACAAGGCAACCCUUGAGUGAGGGAGGGCAAAGAGAGAUGGAGAAAGUGAAUGACAGAAUUGUUUUUUUGUUUUUUUAAAGUCCCCCUUGAAGGUUUCUCUAUAAAAAAGCCUAAAAUAUUCAUGACUAAAUAAGCAACACAUUUAAAAAAAAAAAAAAGCUUAAGAGGGGAGCUAAGAACCAAGUUUCACUUAGCAGUGGUGCACCACAUACUCAUAUAUAAACCUGUAUGACUAUAAAACCUUGGAAGACCUUGGGAAAAAAAACUGUGAUUGAUUUACAACCAAAACUGUGAUAAACGUAACGCGCUAUCAGACUAUGAGCUCUAUUAUGAGACAGACUGUCUGGUAUUGUUCAGUACUUCCUUGUGUCAUUCCAGUGGAAAAAAAAAAAAAAGUGUUCAUUAGAUAAAAACUGAGGUAAUUUCCUUGUACACAUUUCCCUGAAUGUGACGGCAUGUUAUUGAUUUAUUUAUCACUCACAAAUGAUGCAAAGAUGAAGUACACAACAGUGUGAUGUUUACAGACAAUAUG